UUGAAAAUGUAAAAAAGAAGCACGUUGCAACACUGCAUCACUAUAUAUGCGAAGUUGUGCAAUCCAACCACAUGCAUGCCGGUCGGGAUCAGUUUCGGAUUCAAUCAAUUCAACGUAGGGGAAGCUCUCAUCAUCCAAUAAACCACAGUCUGACCAACAAUAAGCAAAAUAUAAUACGCAUGACCACUCGAGGAACACCGGUCAAGCACAAAGAGAGAGGCCUCCCUUGCUCCAUCAUGGCGAGCUUCAGCUCGGAUGAGAAGAAUCACAACGUCUCAGAUCUCCGUUUAAGUGUGGUUCCUCAGAGAUUUACAAAGGAGGUGCACUUCAUAAGACACGGGGAGGGGUUUCACAACAUCGGGUAUGAGGGAAACCUGGAUGCCCAUUUGACACCCUUUGGCUGGCACCAAGCUGAAGCUCUCCAGCGACACAUCAAGACCCUCCAGCCCCCCUUGGACAUUCAGGUUGUCAUUGUGUCACCUCUGAUGCGCACACUGGAGACAGCGGCCGGGGUGUUUGGGGGCGGCAGCGCCACAGCUCAGCCGCUGAUGCUGCGCCAGGCGGGCGCGCCCAGGGAGGUGUCAGCGCAUGAUGCCAUCGGCCUGCCCAGCAACCUGCCCUUCGUUGCCACAGAGAUGUGCAGAGAGCGAAUGGGUCCAAACCUGUGUGAUCAGCGCCGGCCGCUGCACCUGACGAAGGAGCACUUUCCCGGUGUGGAUUUCUCGGCGGUGCAGACAGAUGACGAUGUGCUAUGGGAGAAAAUCCACGAUGAGCAGCACAGUAGCGGAGAGUACGAUGUGGGCGAGAGCGAGGUCGCAGUCACACUCAGGGGGAUCAAGUUUCUGAGGUGGCUCAUGACCAGGCCGGAGACGCGCAUAGCUGUGGUGGCGCACGCGGGCUUCAUAAGGCACACGCUGUCAGCCUUCGCUCCCGAACUGCCGCCCGCGAACCAGGCCGAGCUGACGCGCGAGUUUCUGAAUUGCGAGAUGCGCACAGUGGUGCUCAGCGACACUGGAAUCCAUGCGCCUGAGGACCCCACUGCCUUCCUUGGGGGCCGCCAGUGCCUGGACGGCGUUUCCGUGGCCGCCCAGUCAAGCGCUGUGUGAAGCCUGCUGCAGCAUGUCGGGCGGCUCUUUGCCCUCCAGAUGUGUCACAAUUGAUGGGUAUGUCUCUUAUUUUAGAGGGCAAGGAACUUCCGGUCACAGACGAAUUCGAUGAAAUCAUUUUUACAAUGUCUGUAUUCUUCCUGGGCACAUUGUCCACCGGAUUGAGAACAUAGCGAUAUCGAGUAAAGAAUUGGGACACUACUGUUUGCUUCGUUAUCGGAGAAGUCCGGGCAGAAUAUCAGAAGCUGCAGGGGCUACACCAGGAAGACAAUCAUUAAUAUGAUCUGACACAUCACACGGUGUGCACGUAAUUGCUCUGUAAAUUAAAUUUUGGGGAACAUUGUUUCUCUGUAACUCGAGCUCGGCUCAUGACAAGCGCAGGCCAUGCCAACAGUGGUAGGGCAUGUCUCAAAGGUAGUCCUGCUUCAUAGCCUUAUUGCCAGUUGUGCUUGACUCGUGGCUUACUGGCACUCACAUUGUCGAGUCGCUGGACAUCACAUAGCCUGCAUGUGCUAGUGCUGUCAGAACUGCAGCUCCAAAGAUUUUGUCUCGCGUGGCAGGUGCAACCCUGUUCUUCAGGCCUAUGCGGAUCAGAGGGAGAAGUGGUGCAUAGAUGAGGGGCAAUAAAAUGCUAUAGUUUGGUCCACGUUUCCUUCGGAUCGGCUCCUCUCCUGAACUGGAAAGCUCCUUAAACUCAGUUCCCAUUUCAAACAGAGAAACCUAUGUACC
Coccomyxa subellipsoidea C-169 is the source of this 1835-nucleotide messenger RNA. RefSeq names its product phosphoglycerate mutase-like protein. Bases 237 to 1106 code for a protein of 289 amino acids. The record is from RefSeq and is a predicted model, not a curated record. Gene Ontology annotation, cellular component: cytoplasm. The transcript is spliced from 9 exons. Gene Ontology annotation, molecular function: phosphatase activity. NCBI's taxonomy places the organism in Eukaryota, Viridiplantae, Chlorophyta, Trebouxiophyceae, Coccomyxaceae.